Tripterygium wilfordii is the source of this 1386-nucleotide messenger RNA. RefSeq names its product zinc transporter 1-like. Gene Ontology annotation, cellular component: plasma membrane. Gene Ontology annotation, molecular function: zinc ion transmembrane transporter activity. The coding region runs from base 34 to 1077 and encodes 347 amino acids. The record is from RefSeq and is a predicted model, not a curated record. Gene Ontology annotation, biological process: zinc ion transmembrane transport. NCBI's taxonomy places the organism in Eukaryota, Viridiplantae, Streptophyta, Magnoliopsida, Celastrales, Celastraceae. The transcript is spliced from 3 exons.
AGCACUUUCUUUAGCUCUCCUAUCUUUGAAGCCAUGAUUAAGCUUAAUAUCUUGCCUUAUCAUCUCUGUUUGCUCUGUUUUCCUCUGCUUGUGUCUUCAGAUUGUGAGCAAGAAAACAAAUUCAAUGACAAUCACAAAGCCCUCAAGUACAAAUUAGCUGCAAUUUCAUCACUCUUGAUAGCAAGUGCAGUUGGGGUUUCUCUCCCAAUCCUGGCAAAGAAGUUCAAGACAUUACAUCCCGAGAACGAUAUAUUCUUCCUGAUUAAGGCUUUCGCUGCUGGAGUGAUUCUCUCGACUGGGGUUGUUCACAUACAACCAGAUGCUGUUCAUGCCUUCACAAAUCCUUGUAUUGGUCAAUCUCCAUGGGGAGACUUCCCUAUAAGUGGCUUCAUCACGAUGGUUUCUGCAAUGGCAACAAUGAUGAUUGACGCGUUUGCGACAAGUUAUUAUAAAAGAUUGCAUUUUAAUGGCAAGGUUAAUGGAGAUGAGGAGAUGGAAGGAGAACAUGAGGGCCAUGUGCAUGUCCACACACAUUCCACACAUGGUCAUGCCCAUGGCUCUGCUUUGGUAUCAGAGGAUUCAGAGUCUGCUGAUCAUCUAAGACAUCGUGUUGUUUCUCAGGUUUUGGAACUGGGAAUAGUUAUUCAUUCAGUAAUUAUUGGGAUCUCCUUGGGUGCUUCUGGCUAUGCAAAAACAAUCAAAGCCCUUGUAGCAGCAUUGACCUUCCAUCAAUUCUUUGAAGGUAUGGGUCUUGGUGGCUGUAUUGCUCAGGCAAAAUUCAAGUCAAGAGGCAUUGCAAUAAUGGUACUGUUUUUCUCUGUGACAACCCCAAUUGGCAUAGCCAUUGGAAUAGGGAUAUCAAAGACAUACAAUGAAAAUAGUCCAACAGCACUCAUUGUGGAGGGGACAUUGAACUCUGCUUCUGCAGGGAUUUUGAUUUACAUGGCACUUGUUGAUCUGCUGGCAGCUGAUUUCAUGAACCCUAGAAUGCAAUCCAAUUUGAAGUUGCUUAUUGGAGCCUGUAUUUCACUUCUUAUGGGUUCAGGUUGUAUGUCCAUUUUAGCUAAAUGGGCAUAGUUGAGGCUAAACUUCUUUCCACAGAGACCUCAAAAGCAUUGCUUAGAAUCUCAUAUCACCAGAUUCUAUUACAACUUCAAAAGCCUAUGAAGGACUUCAUUGACAUGUUGCUAGAAGAACAAAUGCAUCUGAUUUGGAGUCCAGCAAUGGUGGGGAACCAUUGUCAGUGACAAAUACUUUUGAUACAGAGACAUUCUGUAAGGAUGGUGCGUAUGAGAAAGUGGUGUUGGAACCCAAUACUUUGUUUGUUUAUCAUCUUGUGCAUUAAAAUUAAUUUAUCCUCCAAUUUUAUUCAACAAGCUUUAAUAC